UGUCACCCCACGAGCAGGCUGCGCACCGCCCAAGCUGAGCCGGCACGCCGCAGACUCAGGCGCCUCGGGCCGCCGAGCGCGGAGGAGCCAUGGCCACCACCAACGGGGCCUUGGAGAACGGGCAGCUGGACAGAAAGCCGCCUGCCCUGCCGCGCCCCAUCCACAACUUGGAGGUCAAGUUCACCAAGAUAUUUAUCAACAAUGACUGGCAUGAAUCCAAGAGUGGGAAAAAAUUUGCCACAUAUAACCCUUCAACUCUAGAGAAAAUAUGUGAAGUAGAAGAAGGAGAUAAGCCUGAUGUGGACAGGGCCGUGGAGGCCGCACAAGCCGCCUUCCAGAGGGGCUCCCCGUGGCGCCGCCUGGAUGCCCUGAGUCGUGGCCGGCUGCUGCACCAGCUGGCUGACCUGAUGGAGAGGGACCGCGCCAUCCUAGCCACCCUGGAGACGAUGGACACGGGGAAGCCAUUCCUCCACGCCUUUUUCAUUGACCUGGAGGGCUGUAUUAAGACCUUCAGAUAUUUUGCAGGGUGGGCAGACAAAAUCCAGGGCAGGACCAUCCCCACAGAUGACAAUGUUGUGUGCUUCACCAGGCACGAGCCCAUCGGUGUGUGUGGGGCCAUCACGCCAUGGAACUUCCCGCUGCUGAUGCUGGUGUGGAAACUGGCGCCCGCUCUCUGCUGUGGGAACACUGUGGUCCUGAAGCCGGCCGAGCAGACCCCCCUCACCGCCCUCUAUCUCGGCUCUCUAAUCAAAGAGGUCGGGUUCCCUCCAGGUGUGGUGAACAUCGUGCCAGGAUUUGGGCCCACAGUAGGAGCAGCAAUUUCUUCUCACCCUCAGAUCAACAAGAUAGCCUUCACCGGCUCCACAGAGGUUGGAAAGCUGGUUAAAGAAGCCGCCUCCCGGAGCAAUCUGAAGAGGGUGACAUUGGAGCUUGGGGGCAAGAACCCCUGUAUCGUGUGUGCUGAUGCUGACUUGGACUUGGCAGUGGAGUGUGCCCAUCAGGGAGUGUUCUUCAACCAAGGCCAGUGCUGCACAGCCGCCUCCAGGGUUUUCGUGGAGGAGCAGGUCUACUCGGAGUUUGUCCGGCGGAGCGUGGAGUACGCCAAGAAACGGCCCGUGGGAGACCCUUUCGAUGCCAAAACCGAGCAGGGGCCCCAGAUUGAUCAAAAACAGUUUGACAAAAUCCUGGAGCUGAUUGAGAGUGGGAAGAAUGAAGGGGCCAAACUGGAAUGUGGGGGCUCGGCCAUGGAAGACAGGGGGCUCUUCAUCAAACCCACAGUCUUCUCAGAAGUGACCGACAACAUGCGGAUUGCCAAAGAGGAGAUUUUUGGACCAGUGCAGCCAAUACUGAAGUUCAAAAAUAUUGAAGAAGUGAUAAAAAGAGCAAACAGCACUGACUAUGGACUCACAGCAGCCAUAUUCACCAAAAACCUGGAYAAAGCCCUGAAAUUGGCUUCUGCAUUGGAGUCUGGAACAGUUUGGAUCAACUGCUACAAUGCACUCUAUGCACAGGCUCCAUUUGGUGGCUUCAAAAUGUCGGGGAAUGGCAGAGAACUAGGUGAAUAUGCCCUGGCCGAAUAUACAGAAGUGAAAACUGUCACCAUCAAACUUGAUGACAAGAACCCUUGAAGGAAAGAAGGGCUCCUUCCUCAAACUCUGGACAGCUGAAUGUGGCACUUCAAACUCGCCAAAGGAAAAAAGUACAAUGCUUGACCUUCCCGGGACACUUUCUUCUGGACGCUUUCAAUCUACGGGAGAUUGAACGAAUGCUUUUUCUUCUCCUCUCACACUCACAUUUUAUUGACCUAGCAAUGUGGAUGCCCAGAUGUCGUGUGUGAAAUUCAGUCCUGUCUGGGGAGGGAGCUGUUGGCCAUUUCUAAUUUUGCCUUUAGACCAGAUGUGAGAGAUAGUGAAGACACUCAGGGCUCUGCUAACAAGAAACAGGACUCCAAGUAUCCAGCAGUUGCUUCAGAAUGCUUUGCUGAAUCUGACUCCAAUAGGAAUUGGGAAAGAGCUCCCUGCAUGUUCYGCAAGCAGGGUCCCACACCUGUGGUCUUCUCAGGGUUUCCUGUGCACAGGACAAUACCCACCCCCCAUUCUGAGGAAGGGGAGAGAUCAUACAGAAGGGAAGGAUUAGCACUAAGUUAAAAAGGAAAAUUUUGAGGAUCUGAUGUGGGGAGCUUUUAGGAAGCACAUACCAUGGAAGGGUGCCAGAGGCCUUGGGCAUGCACAGGUAUGGGUCUUGGAGGACUGCAUAUUGACAUUGACCAUGGGAUUCACCUUGAAAUCAAUACUGCUUUAGGAAUAUGACCAUAUCAACCUCCCAAGGAGCUUACUCUAAAACUAUGUGAUAGGCUACUUUAACCAAGGCAACUUUCUUGGCUAACAACAAUAUUAGUGUCACCUUUGCUGCUGAAGAUUCCAAUUUCUGUUACCACAACAACAUAACAAAUCCUAAGACAAUUACGUCCCAAGUUUGACAAAUCAGAGYAAUGACUCCCUUUUACAAAUUAUGCAUUGACACCACAUUCAGUAAUGGUUUCUGAUAAGUGUAUACACUUUUCCUUUUCUSUAGUUCCAUUACCCAUUUUAAGUUAGUAAAAAUGUACACAACUGCAAAGACUGCUGUUAUAAUCCAGCCCUGUUUUUCUAAAGUCCUAUUUUGGUAUAAAUUUCUGAUUAGUUAACAAACAACAUUUGAAUUCCAUAGAAGAACUGGGUCUUCAUCCAAGUGACCUGAAUAGUUCACUAACAGGUUACAAAACUUUCAAUUUCUUCCUUUGUGUAUCCAAAUGAUGUGCAAUUCUAUGUUUUAACUUGGAAAUCUGAAAGCAUUCCCACAUAGCUUUAAAAAMCAAACCAAACCUAAGUUGUGUUAUUUGGGUACUUUUCUUGUUACUAACUAGUACUUUUCUCAUUGGAAAAAAAAUGGUGCUUAUGUUUGAGGAUUAAGUUGGAGUGGGCAAUUGUAAAAUGAAACUCUGUCAGAACCAGUGUGUAUAAAGACAAUCAUGUCUGAAUUAGGGUUUCUUCAUCCUUGUCAGAGAAAUGCAAUAUGCAAUUCAYCUUCUCUUCUCCAGCAGUUAACACUCAUCACUUGUACUACCAAUAACUUGUUAAAUCAGGAUUUGACUUCGUACACUGAAUUUGCAGUAUCUCCAGUAACUAUAGACACUAACCUUCUUAGUAGUACAUUAGAGGGUUCCUAUCCUUUCAUUGUAUAAUAAUGCCUUAAUAUGAAAUGCUACCUUAUUUAUAAUUGAUAUAGUUAAUGUAUCUUUUUAUAGCUGUAAGUGCACAGAGGUGGUGUAUUUAACCUUCUGUAAUAUACUGUAUUUAGAAAUGGAAAUCUAUAUAAUAUUAGAAUUCACUUCUUUUAAUGUUUACCCCUAUGGUAUGGCUUAUAAGUCUAUCAGACUGGGAAUUCUGAUCCUAACUUCAGAUUGUGUUUAACAAUGAUAAAA
Molecule: messenger RNA, 3463 nt
Organism: Urocitellus parryii (Arctic ground squirrel)
Lineage: Eukaryota; Metazoa; Chordata; Mammalia; Rodentia; Sciuridae
Gene: Aldh1a3
Product: aldehyde dehydrogenase 1 family member A3
Molecular function (GO): oxidoreductase activity, acting on the aldehyde or oxo group of donors, NAD or NADP as acceptor
Source: RefSeq, a predicted model, not a curated record